UCAGUUACUCAAUCGGACAAUAUGGCGGCCACAACAAGUCUGGGGACAUUGGUCAGUGCCAUCUUGAUUCUCACGUGUGGACUAAACGUGCAGGCACUCAUAAUGUCGACAGUGCCCUGUCCCAACAUCGCCACCAACUGCGUCACCGACACUUUCAACGCCGUCAUGCCCAACCUGGGGUGUCUGGGGUGUCAGGGCGGGUGUGUGGACGGCUAUAUGAUGACCACCAACCCCCGACAUCGCCGCGACACCAACGACACCGGCGGCCACUACACGUACAGGACCGUCCCCAUCCGCAACACCGUCGACGUGAUGGAGCCCCAGUGGAUCUGUGUGAAGGGCGACCAUUGCCUGACUGGCUUCUUCCACACUCAGAUGGGCCCGCAGUCGUUGUGA
Molecule: messenger RNA, 396 nt
Organism: Haliotis rufescens (red abalone)
Lineage: Eukaryota; Metazoa; Mollusca; Gastropoda; Lepetellida; Haliotidae
Exons: 3
Coding region: 22-396 (124 amino acids)
Source: RefSeq, a predicted model, not a curated record